AUGAAUCUUCGAUUUGCAUCCUUGGCCUUGCUUGGUCUAUCCUCUAUUCCCGCAGUAGCAUCCCAAACUGCAGAGGACUUCUUCUUCGUGCAUGACUUGAUCAGCAACAACUUCAACAGUGGCCGGAAUCUUGUUCGCCUUGCCUUUCACGAUUCAAUGGGUGGCGUGGACGGCAACAUUGACCGAAACAGUGAUGAGCACAAUGGUUUGCUCAACACUUUUGAUCAGCUGGAUGAUCUAUGGACCAAUAACCAACAGUUCCUUUCAGCAGGCAUGACUAGAGCUGACUUCUAUGCAUGGUCCUACAUUGCCGGCUUUUACAUUGCGGUCCCAGGAAAUCCUCCGUGGGUUCCCUUGACAUUUGGUCGGGCAGACUUUAACGGUGGUGUUACAGAAGAUACCCCACCCGAUUCUGAGCUGGGAAGUGGUGAUCACAGCGAAGUCCUUGCAUACUUCCGAAACUUUUUUGGAUUUGACGAACGUGAAGUGGCUGUGAUCCUAGGGGCUCACACCUUGGGAGGAGCAAAUCCUGGCAACUCUGGUUUUACUGGAGACUGGACUAGACAGGAGAACACAUUCAACAAUGGCUACUAUGAGGAAAUGCUAGAUCCUGGUCAAGGCAGCGGUUGGGAGCAAAUCGAGUUGAACAAUGGCCAAUUCCAGUGGCAAUGGGAUUGCAAUGACAACUGCCAAGAUCUGAUGCUCAAUGUGGACAUCAACCUCUUUUAUGAUAUUGAAUCCUACAUGGAUGCCAGCGGCCGUGUUUCUCUCCCAGAUCCUCUCCCGCCCACGGCCGACGAGGACGACUGCGAUGGCAAUCGCCUCUUUGCCGACUGCUUCCCCCUUAGGGAAAAUGAGGCCACCCACACCGCUGUCAACGACUUUAUCGACGACAAUGGUCAAUUCCUGGAAGAGUUUGCAAUUGUCUAUUCUCGAAUGAUUGAUCGUGUCAAGAAUGGUGCCUCCUUGACGGUCAUUCCAGAACCUGCCAACUUUCAGCAACAAGUCGGUGGCGGCGGAGGAGGUAACAAUGGUGGAGGAGGUAACAAUGGAGGCGGAGGCAACAACGGUGGAGGAGGAGGCAACAAUGGAGGCGGGGGCAACAACGGUGGAGGUGGUAACAACGGUGGAGGUGGCAACAACGGUGGCGGUGGCAACAAUAACAACGAUUCACCGGACGAAGACGGAGGAGGUAACAACAACGGUGGUAGAGGAAACGGUCGAGGCGGCGGAGGAGGUGGUCGAGGAGGAGGUCGAGGUGGCCGAAACCGCAAUGCCAACUUUGGGAUCAAGGGAACUGCCAACAAUGUCGUCAAAGUGAUGCCCACGACCACGUUGGACUCCUCCGGCGUGGAAGAAGAAGACGGAACCGAUGACUUUGGUCUUCGAAUUGUGGACCCCAAGAGUACUCCUACUACCGGUACGAGCGUCACCAAGAUGGAUGUUUCGUACAACUAUGAUCAUGUUCCGGACAAGACAUCUGGUGGUGCUGCCACCGGAACUGCCAGAUUUGAUGAAAGUUUGCCAGUUGAUGAAGAGGAAGCAAGCGAUAAAGCCGCAGAGGCUGCCGCCACGACCUCCUCUUCUUAUGGAUGGCUCUACUCGUCCAAGUCUGCUGGAGUCGUGCACGCCAAGUGCAGCGUUCUGGUGUCUACGGCGAUUAUGGCACUUGGAUCCGUGUACCUCGUAGUCUAG
This is a messenger RNA of Seminavis robusta, 1695 nucleotides long. Lineage: Eukaryota; Bacillariophyta; Bacillariophyceae; Naviculales; Naviculaceae. The record is from the annotation of a GenBank genome assembly.